Cajanus cajan (pigeon pea) is the source of this 1627-nucleotide messenger RNA. RefSeq names its product WIP domain protein 3 (gene WIP3). Gene Ontology annotation, biological process: regulation of gene expression; anatomical structure development. Gene Ontology annotation, cellular component: nucleus. Gene Ontology annotation, molecular function: DNA-binding transcription factor activity. The record is from RefSeq and is a predicted model, not a curated record. NCBI's taxonomy places the organism in Eukaryota, Viridiplantae, Streptophyta, Magnoliopsida, Fabales, Fabaceae.
GUACCAAAACAACACAUAGCCCUUUUUCUGAAGAGAGAAGAGAAUUUCACCAAAUCCAGGGACUCUCUCUGAAGAAUAUGGGUUUGAUGGAGUGCAAUGUAGAGAACAACAACAAGAAUCUAUACCUUCAUGCUCCAACUUUCAUUGAGUGGCUCAAACCAUGUUCUUCCCCUCCUUCAUAUCUAAAUUCCAACACCACAAUACUAUCAUCAUCUUCUUCUCCUUCUUAUUCUUCUUCUUAUUCCACUACUCACAACAAUGAGUUUGCUCGAGAAAAAACCAUCCAAUUCCUUCCCAUUUUGAGUGACAAGGCCUCAAGAGAUGAUGAGAUGGAGGUGAAGAAAGAGGAAAAGGUUGAACAAGUGACUGUGGCUUUGCACAUUGGAUUGCCUGAGACUAAAGGGCAUCGUGAUGAUGAUGAUGAGAAGAAGAUGAUUUUCCAUGUUAAGGAAGAAGAAGAAUCCUCAAAGAGAAGCUUAUUCCAUGGAUGCUCCUUCAACCAAGAGAGAAGGUUUUGGAUUCCAACUCCUGCACAGAUCCUUGUUGGCCCCAUGCAGUUUGCUUGCUCCAUAUGUAGCAAGACCUUCAAUAGGUAUAACAACAUGCAGAUGCAUAUGUGGGGGCAUGGAUCAGAAUAUAGGAAAGGACCAGACUCACUGAAAGGAACACAACCAGCUGCAAUGUUAAGGUUACCAUGUUACUGCUGUGCUCAGGGUUGCAAGAACAACAUCAAUCAUCCAAGAGCUAAGCCAUUGAAGGACUUUAGAACCCUCCAAACUCAUUACAAAAGAAAGCAUGGCACAAAGCCAUUCAUGUGCAGAAAAUGUGGCAAAACAUUUGCAGUCAAAGGGGAUUGGAGGACUCAUGAGAAGAACUGUGGCAAGUUGUGGUAUUGUACUUGUGGCUCAGACUUCAAGCACAAAAGAUCCCUUAAGGAUCAUAUUAGGUCCUUUGGAAAGGGACAUAACCCUCACCCUCCCUUUGAAGCUUUUGAGGAUGAGAAGGAAUGCAUUACUGGGUCUGAUGAAGAUGAAGUUAAUAAUGCUCAUCAUACAUGAACAUGAUCUAACAUUCUAUAGCUUAAUUUCCUUAAUCAUGAAGAUAUAGUAGUAGCAAAGUUUUAAAUUGCAGCUGCAGUUGCAAUAUGAAAUUGCAGACAAAUGAGCCUGAUGCAGCUGCAAUUAAAACUUUGAGUAAUAGUAAUAGUAGUCAUAGUAAUAGAGUUUGAUCACUACGCUAGUGCUCAGUAACAAAAAAUUCUUAACAACUGCUGAGGCGUGAACACUCAGGGAAAGGUUUGCUACCGAGCACUAUUGCAUGGUGGUGAUGAGCUAUGAUCAUAGAGGUUUGGACUAGUUUUGCUUUUGCUUAAUUAAUAAGAUGGUUGCCUCAAGUGAUGAAGCAGAUGAAUUUUCUUCAUGUAGCAACAUGCAGAGAGUAGUGUUGUAUCAUGCUCAGUUAUUUGUAACCUCUUCAAUGGAGGAAAUUUAUCCGCUUCAUUACUAAAUGGUAAACCUCAUUCAAGGACUUUAUAGUAUAUGUAAAGUCUUUGUUAAUUAAAUCUUUGUGAUGCUUUGAUGUGAAUUUAAUUUGCUGCUAUAUAUGGAUAACCAACGUGUGCUAGACU